UGGGAAAAAUAUAUUGGCAUGGUACAGUUUACAUGAACUGGCAACUUACGGACUAAUUCAUGUGAAUAAUAGCCACAUAUAAUUAACAUACAUGUGGUGAGAACUGAGGACUAGGCACUAGAAAAUAAGCAGAAGAGCAAGAAAAAGCCAAAAUAUUUUGCCUAUAAGAGGGUAGCUCUAAUGAGAGAUGGCCUCCCUCAUCAGGGCUCAGCCUGCCAAUGGGUCGCCACAAGUAAUCGAUCCAUUUGCAAGCCAGAUAAGGAGCAUUGAAAUGGCGCCUCCAACUGUCCACUACUCCAUUUAUAUACACACAUCCCAUCCUUGACUUGCCACGAGACCUUCUUCCUGCUUCGGAAACUUGGAGAAACAGAGCCACCAAAACGCUCUGCGACAGCUCUGUGCCAAGGACGGGCAUGGAGGGCGAGCAGAGCCAGCUGGGGCUCGCCGGAGAGCCGCCUACGACAGCGAGUCCGGGAGCGCAACAAGGCAAACACGACGACGGCGUCAACAACGACAACGAGGACCCGGAGAACCAGGAGAGCGGCAAUGGCGGCAUCCGGUCCCUGGAGCAGCCGCUGCUGAAGAGGAGCAACACCCUGACUGCCAGCCAUCUCGCCAUGGUCGGCGCCAAGGUCUCCCACAUCGAGAGCCUCGACUACGAGAUCAUCGAGAACGACCUGUUCAAGCACGACUGGCGGCGGCGGUCGAACGGGGAGGUGCUGCAGUACAUCUUCCUCAAGUGGGCGCUGGCGUUCCUGGUGGGCCUCCUGACGGGUGUCAUCGCGUCGCUCAUCAACCUCGCCAUCGAGAACAUCUCCGGCCUCAAGAUGCUUCACAUGGUCCAGCUCGUCCGGGACAAGCGCUACUGGGCGGGGUUCCUCUACUUCUCCGGCAUCAACUUCGCGCUCACCUUCGUCGCCGCCGUGCUCUGCGUCGUCUUCGCCCCCACCGCCGCCGGCCCCGGCAUCCCCGAGAUCAAGGCCUACCUCAACGGCGUCGACACGCCCAACAUGUUCGGCAUGCCGCAGCUCAUCGUCAAGAUCAUCGGCAGCAUCUGCGCGGUGUCGUCGGGGCUGGAUCUGGGCAAGGAAGGCCCGCUGGUGCACAUCGGGGCGUGCCUGGCGAACCUGCUGAGCCAGGGCGGCGGCAUCCGCUGGCUCCGCUACUUCAACAACGACCGGGACCGGCGGGACCUGAUCACCUGCGGCGCCUCCUCGGGCGUCUGCGCGGCGUUCCGUUCCCCGGUCGGCGGCGUCCUCUUCGCGCUGGAGGAGGUGGCCACGUGGUGGCGGAGCGCGCUGCUGUGGCGGACCUUCUUCAGCACGGCGACCGUGGUGGUCGUCCUGCGCGGGUUCAUCGAGGUCUGCCGCGACGGGCGGUGCGGGCUCUUCGGCGAAGGCGGGCUCAUCAUCUUCGACGUCAGCGACGUCACCGUCCGGUACCACGUCGGCGACCUCCUGCUCGUGACCCUCGUGGGCGUCAUCGGGGGAAUCCUCGGCAGCCUCUACAACUACCUCCUCCACAUGGUGCUCCGCCUCUAUAACCUCAUCAACGACAAAGGGAAAUCCGCCAAGCUCUGCCUCGCGCUCGCCGUCUGCGUCUUCACCUCCGCCGGGCUCUACCUGCUCCCCUUCGCCGUUCCCUGCACCCCCUGCGACCCGGCGUUCGGGGCGGCGUGCCCGUCCACGGGGAAGAGCGGCAACUUCAAGCAGUUCAACUGCGCCGCCGGGGAAUACAACGACCUGGCGACGCUCCUCCACGCGACCAACGUCGACGCGACCCGGAACAUCUUCUCCACGGGGACUCCCCACGAGUUCCGGCUCGACUCGCUGCUCAUCUUCUUCGCCAUCUACUGCGUUCUCGGCCUCUUCACCUUCGGCAUCGCCGUCCCCUCGGGGCUCUUCCUCCCCAUCAUCCUCAUGGGCGCCGCCUACGGGCGGAUCGUGGCGCUGGUUCUCCAGCGAUUCGCUCAAAUCGACCACGGCCUCUACGCGGUGCUGGGUGCGGCGGCGCUCAUGUCGGGGUCCAUGAGGAUGACCGUCUCCCUGUGCGUCAUCUUCCUGGAGCUCACCAACAACCUGCUGCUGCUCCCCCUGACCAUGUUCGUGCUGCUCAUCGCCAAGACGGUCGGCGACGCCUUCAACCCCAGCAUCUACGAGAUCAUCCUCGACCUCAAGGGGCUGCCGUUCCUGGAGCCCAAGCCGGAGCCCUGGAUGAAGGACCUCACAGUAGGGGAGCUCGCCGCCGCCAAGCCGCGGACGGUCUCGCUCCAGGUGGUCGAGAGGGUUUCCACCAUCGUGGAAGUGCUGAGGGGCACGGGCCACAACGGGUUCCCCGUGGUGGGCCGGCCCAGGCCCGGCCUGUCGGAGCUUCACGGGCUCGUGCUCCGCUCGCACCUCGUCGCCGUGCUCAGGAAGCGGUGGUUCCUGACGGAGCAGAGGCGCACGGAGGACUGGGAGGCCCGGGAGCGGUUCUCGUCCGUGGAGCUCGCCGACAAGAGCGCGAAGCUCGAGGACCUCCAGGAGAUCACGCCCGAGGAGAUGGAGAUGUUCGUCGAUCUACAUCCGUUUACCAACACCACGCCGUACACCGUCGUGGAGACCAUGUCGGUGGCCAAGGCCGUCGUGCUCUUCCGCGCCGUCGCGCUCCGGCACAUGCUCAUCAUGCCCAAGUUCCAGGGACCCGAGAUAUCUCCGAUCGUGGGGAUCUUGACGAGGCAGGACCUGAGGGCGCACAACAUUCUGGGUGCGUUUCCUCACCUGGCAAACAAAAGGAAGGCUCAUUGAGACUGAAGCUUGGCGGCACCAAUUUUGGGAAUUGCUUCACUCCAUGGUUGUUGUCUUCGGAGCAAGAGAACGCUCGCUUGCUUCUGCGAGAUUCACAGAAUUCUUUCUUUUCUUCCUUCUUUUAUGUGCAGGUAGAUUCAGGAUUUAUUUUCUUCUCUUCUGGGAGUGUCUGAAUAAUUGCUGCCCCCAUGUAAAAUCACACCUGUCCCCUCUACACACCGAUCAUGAUAUGCAAUACAGAGUUUUUUUGUCCUUCCUUUU
Brachypodium distachyon (stiff brome) is the source of this 3047-nucleotide messenger RNA. RefSeq names its product chloride channel protein CLC-a. Bases 414 to 2786 code for a protein of 790 amino acids. Lineage: Eukaryota; Viridiplantae; Streptophyta; Magnoliopsida; Poales; Poaceae. Gene Ontology annotation, cellular component: intracellular membrane-bounded organelle; plant-type vacuole membrane. Gene Ontology annotation, biological process: transmembrane transport; chloride transport. The transcript is spliced from 4 exons. The record is from RefSeq and is a predicted model, not a curated record. Gene Ontology annotation, molecular function: nitrate:proton symporter activity; voltage-gated chloride channel activity.